UUGAAUAAUUAAAAAUUGUGACGAUAUCACAAUAAAUAAUUGCUCGUUCUUUAUUCACUCAUUGUUAUCUAACAAUUGCUACCUGGAAAUAAUAUAGAAGAAGCGGAAAGUUGACAAUAUUAAAUCCAUAAGAUUGUCUACUGAUUAUCUAAUUACAGUAAAACUCGUGGGCGUUUUAAAGAUUUAGGAAUCUUAAUUCAGCUAAUUUCGAAGGAGAAAACAAAGAAUAAGAGCACGAGAUAAUAAUAAAUAUAGAUUUGAUUUGGAAAAUUUCGAAACCAGACAUGGACGAAAAUCGAAAUGAUUUCUAUUCACGUAAAUUUAACAGCCAAGAUAACAGUGGACAAAUCUCAACACCUCUGCACAAAGCUGCCUCUGAAGGAAAGGAAUAUGCAAUCUACCAAAUGUUAAAUAGUGGCAUUAACAUAAAUGCUCGAGAUGCUAUGGGUAGGACUGCAUUAAUGAUUGCUAUUGAAAGAGGUUAUCAAAAUAUAACUAAGAUAUUACUGGAAGCGGGUACUGAUGCCGAUUUGCAAGAUAAUAAUCGUGAUAAUGCGUUGCUUUUAUCUAUAAAAAUCGGACAAUACGGAUUAGCAGAUAUUAUUCUCGAUUAUACACGAGAUAUUAAUUUAGCCGGUGAGGAUGGUAAAACGGCUCUACAUUUAUUAACCGAAAAGAAAGAAAUAAAAAUUGCAGAAAAAUUAAUUUCGAAGGGUGCAGACGUUGAUGCUGUCGAUUCAAAGAGAAGGACAUCUUUAAUGUUAGCAAGCAAAAACAACGACUUCGAAUUUGUGGUUUUAUUGGUAAAACAUAAUGCUGAUCCGUCUAAAAAGGAUUUACAAAAUUUAUCGGCUAAAGAAUUAACAGAUGAUAGACGAAUUCGUAAUUUAUUAGAAAAUGCUUCACACAUUUCGCUGCAGAAUUAUCAUACUGAAAAAUCAGACGAAAGUAGCGGGCUUUUUCAAGAAAAUUUAAUACGAAAUAAGUCUGCUUCAUUACUUUCUUUUCAAAAUAAACCUCCUAGAUUUCAAAAUACAUUCGCUUCUUCUCCAGAGAUACCGCUUAAAAAUAAAUCUCUUAUUGAAUUUCCUUUAGAUUCAAUAAGUGAACCUCAAGUCCCGAAUAAAAGAUAUACAUAUGGAAUUAACACGGACGAAACAGAUGAAAAUAUUAAAGUUGAAAGUUUUGAUCCAACCAUUCCUCAAGAGUCAGCACUUCCCAAAAGUACAAGCAACGUAUUUAAAGAACAAUAUUCAUUAUCUUUAUCAAAUGCAAAUUUAAAUAAUCAAUCAGAAAUAGAUUUAACGAUUUCUUCGACGUUGCCGAAAUACGAAUCUCCCGAUUACUUCUUCGAAUUCAACGUAAGGCGCCCACAGAAUGAAAAUUUUCAACAGAUCGAUAAAUCUUCGCGUGUUGAUCUCCAUCAAUCAUCGUUUUCAUCCGUAGAGAACGAAGACGACAGCAGUUUUAGAAGCAGUUUAACAAAGGAUUUACCUCCAAAACAAAAUUAUAAAUCUGUAAAAUUUGAUUGGGAUAAGUUAUACGAUGUCGAGGAUGAUUACGGCACAGUUAAAUUAUUAAAAGAUAGUAAAUUUGUAACAACGAUCGAAAGCAUUUCUGGUGGAUUAGAUUCGUUGAUUGACGAUCAUAACAUUAGCGAAAGCGAUUUGAUAGGGUUCCAGAUGUAUUUUACACCAGACGAAGAAUUAAAAGUAGACAGCAACAAGCUUUAUGAAUUUGUAGAAGCUCUUAAAAUAACCCAAUUUUCUCAGAAGCAAUUGAUGAUGAUUCGGGAAUGGCUAAAAGUAAAGAAACAAAAUUCAGUAAAAUAUACGAAUGAAUGCGAAAUGCACUUAAAACAUUUAAGAAAAUUAAUGGCGGAAAGAAAAUAUUUAAAAACUAAUAUAAAGAAGUUACAAUCAAUCUCUGAGCAUUUAAAAGACGAAUUGAAUCACUAUCCGACGAAACAACAAGUACAAGAAUAUAAAUCAUCGAUCGAUUCUAUACGAAUUAAACUUAAAGAUUUAAAUAAUGAUCAUAUGAACUCGAUAAAUAAACUUCAAACUGUAAAAGAAGCGAUCGAUAAAGAAUUUCGUAAAUAUUUCGAUUUAGAAAAUAAUUUCUCACACGAAGCAGACACAAUGAUAAGUGAGAAUAAUGCAUUAGAGAAAUUAGUCGAUACUUUUAUGGAAGAUGCUCAAAAUGCCCACAAACAUCUUCUGAGAAAAUUGGGUUCGUCAUUAAAAACAAUCGAUAAACUUAAUUUGUUAAUAGAAAAAGCAAAAUUUUUAUUAGAAGAGAAAUUCAAACACGUUAAUGAAUUAUAUUCUUUACUUUCCGAUCAACAUCAUUUAUCAAAGAGUAUCAAAUGUAGUUUGGAAGCCAUGAAGAAAUAUAAAGAACAACUCGAUGCCGUUCUAAAUGUCUUGCAAUCGAAAUCGAAAAGUUUCGCCGAUCUUAUUUCGGAAUUAGAAAAUGAUUUAAAAGAAAUUUACCGAAAUUUCGGCAACGUUAAAGGAAACUUAGAAAUAAAAAUCAAAUUGGAAAACGAAAACGGUGCAAAUUUUUCAGAGCUGAAGAGACUCUUGAAGUUAUUAGACGUUGACAAACAAGAUGUUGUUAAAGUUGGAAAACAAUUGGGUAAAUUAAAAAAGUUAACAGAAGCAGAGAUAGAAAAAGAUAAAAAUGAAACACUGAAAGAAAUAAACGAUCAAAGUUACCAAGAAGAAGAGAAUAGAUCCGUUUGGGAGAAGAAAAUCAAGAGCGUAUUCGAAUUCAUCGCUGAAUUACGUGCAAUGGUUGCAGAAAAUAAAGAAGAAGAAACUGAUAUUUCACAAUUAAAAUAUUCAUUUGAUGAAAAAUGCAACUUUACCGAAGAAGAAAGAGUGCAAGAAACAUUGAAAUUAUCUAAAGCAUUUGUCUGCAGCGAUGAAACAACGGGAAAAGUUUGCACUAUUAGUGGAUUCAACGAAAUGGAAGAAAUUACUUAUUUGCAACAAAAGGAUGACGAUAUAUUUCGGGAAACCAAUUUGGCAACCAAACAAAUUUUUAAAUCUUCUUAUUCAAUUGCAUCUCAAGACGUAGAAAAUAUUCCAGAGAAUGUAGAGCAGCGGCUUAAAGGCAUUUUUUAUCGUCAAGGUGGAAAAAAAUCGAUAAAGAAAUAAAAAUUCUGUUUAAAUAUUGUUAAUAAAGUUUCAAAAUUAUUCUAUGUCUAUGAUAUAUAAAUAUUAAAAAUCAUUAAUUACUUUUGUGUUUAUUACUUGCGCUUACUAAAAUAUACGCUCUCCACCUCAAAUUAGUAGUAGUGGCUUGCCCCUGUACAUCAUACUUUUCCUUUAACAAUAGAGUCAUGCUGGUCAUCUAUCUAACA
Messenger RNA from Centruroides sculpturatus (bark scorpion), 3370 nucleotides. Its product is annotated as ankyrin repeat domain-containing protein 62-like. The record is from RefSeq and is a predicted model, not a curated record. Lineage: Eukaryota; Metazoa; Arthropoda; Arachnida; Scorpiones; Buthidae. The transcript has a single exon. Gene Ontology annotation, molecular function: protein binding. The coding region runs from base 285 to 3164 and encodes 959 amino acids.